Molecule: messenger RNA, 1307 nt
Organism: Stegodyphus dumicola
Lineage: Eukaryota; Metazoa; Arthropoda; Arachnida; Araneae; Eresidae
Product: zeta-crystallin-like
Cellular component (GO): cytosol
Molecular function (GO): mRNA 3'-UTR binding; quinone reductase (NADPH) activity; NADPH binding
Source: RefSeq, a predicted model, not a curated record
UGUCUAUCUGUCUGGAUUUUGUUAUCUGACUUCAUCAAAAUGUAGUUUCAGAUCAAAUUGAAAUAAUAUUUCAUAGAUAUAUUACUAAUUCUUGCUAAAACAUGAUGAAGGCUAUAAGAGUUUUGAAAUUCGGUUCUCCGAAAGUAUUAACACUUCAAAGUGUUGAAUUGCCAAAAAUUACAGAUUCCACGGUUUUAGUCCAAAUUGCAGCAGCUGGAGUGAAUCCUGUUGACACCUACAUACGGGAAGGUGCCUUUGCUACUUUGCCAGAUCUUCCAUAUACUCCAGGAAAAGAUGGUUCUGGUGUGGUGCAUGCUGUUGGUGAAAAAGUAACAAAAAUUAAAGUUGGCCAGAGAGUGUUCGUUUGUUCCAGACGAACAGGACAAUAUGGCACAUAUGCAGAAUAUUCUUUGGUCCCAGAAGAGGAUGUGUUUCCUUUGGAUGAUAAGCUCAGUUUUGAGGAGGGAGCUGCACUUGGAGUAGCCUAUUUUACUGCAUACCGGGCUUUAAUGCUGAAAGCAAAGUGUGUGGCUGGAGAAACUGUUCUUAUUCAUGGUGCCAGUGGAGCAGUAGGUUUAGCAUGUGUUCAGUUAGCAAAGAAACAAGGUCUAAAAGUGAUUGGUACGGCUGGAACACCAGAAGGCAUUGACCUGGUUAAAGAUGAAGGAGCUGAUAUUGCUGUGAAUCAUAAGGCAAAGGGUUAUGAACAAGAAAUCUUAGAAAAAAAUGGAAACAAGGGUGCAGAUAUUAUUAUAGAAAUGCUUGCUAACGUAAAUCUUGAUAAAGAUUUUGAUCUUCUUAGUCCUAGAGGACGUAUUGCUAUUGUUGGAAGUCGAGGAAGUAUUAAAAUUGAUCCACGCAAAAUGAUGGGACGUGAAUUACAAGUUGUUGGUGUUGCUUUAUUGAAUAGCAUUAAUGAUGAAUGGAAUUUGAUAUCGCAAGGUAUUUUAGAUGGCAUUAAGGAUGGUUGGGUUAAACCAGUUAUCGAGAAGAAAUAUUCACUUGAAGAAUGUGCUGCAGCUCAUGAAGAUGUAAUACAUAAAAAAAGUUCCAAAGGCAAACUAAUCCUUUCAGUGGCGCAGCUGUAAUAGUGUAUCUUUUGUUUUGUUUGAAAUGAUUAUUUUGUAUAAUUCCUGCAGAUUUCAUUAAUAUUUUUAUACUGUUGUAUGUUUACACAAGAAUUUUCUUUAUUUUUAUGUAUAUAUAAAAAGAUUUGUUAUACUGAUCUGUGGCUACUUUUUGGUACCCUUAUUUGAAAUAAUAUAUAAUUAAAUACCAUUGGAUUUAAAUAAAUGAUUAUAAGAGAA